Molecule: messenger RNA, 519 nt
Organism: Exserohilum turcica Et28A
Lineage: Eukaryota; Fungi; Ascomycota; Dothideomycetes; Pleosporales; Pleosporaceae
Exons: 1
Coding region: 1-519 (172 amino acids)
Source: RefSeq, a predicted model, not a curated record
AUGUCUCCCGAGUCACAAUGGAAAGGGCCGAUAGAAGCCAACCACGCAAUGGCGCUUAUUCCGACAGACACCCGACGUGAUUUUCACGUUAUCCGGAGCCUUUCUGAUGCGCUGCUUGCUCGCACGGCCCUGGGAUUUCGUCAUUCGCGCGAAGUUUUCCAUCAUGUCUAUCAAAGUGAGUCUGACAAACGCUAUGCUGGUGCGAACCUCGGCAUCCGAGGCAGGAAAAUGUCAACAAUUGCCACGUCCCAGCUUACUAUUCAGACUCAGCCGGUUGCUAACAAGAGCAUCGACAUUGCCAAAUCUGCGCCGACGUGGUCCUCACCGCUUUCUACCUUAUCGAUAGCAUUCUCAGCAUGCCGUCCCCCUUCAAGCACGCAUCGGCAAACUACUGCAGCUCCAGAUCCUCGGCUAUACCACAUUGCGUAUAGAUUACUGAGCCGCCUUUCCUCUGAACGGCAAAGCGGCCUCGGCCAAGACCCUGGUCAACACGGUACUGCCGGAGUUUAUUUGCAGUAA